CAAAAGCGGCUCUGUACAUGGCAAAAAGAAAAGUUCACCUUAGGCUUGGAUUUCCCAAAUUUGCCUUAUUAUAUCGAUGAUAAAGUCAAAUUGACACAAAGUACCACGAUUCUGAGGUACUUGGCUAAAGUAUAUGAUUUGGAAGGAGAAACUGAAGAAGAAAAACUAAGAGCCACGUUAGUUGAACAACAAAUCUCGGAUCUUCGCAUGUUCUUUUUCCAGAAGGUUGCUUACACAGAUUCUGAUGAAGCACAAAAAGAAGCUUUCAACGCCAUUCCUGGUAUGUUGAAACUUUAUGCUGAAUUUCUUGGGCGUAGAAAAUUCCUCGUCAGCGAUAAUAUCACUUACGUAGACUUUCUGGCUUAUGACGCUUUUGAUUUUUGUGUCUUGUUUUCAAAGACAGUUUUGGAUGACUUUCCGAACCUCAAGGCUUACCAUGAAAGAAUCGGAAAUUUACCUGAACUGCAAGAAUACUUCAGUUCAUCGAAAAGAUGGCCAAUUGUUGGAAAAUUAGCGCAUUGGGGAGGUAGUGGUGAAAUGCCAGAAUAGGUAUAAUGAGAGCUCCAAGAACAUUUUAUUCUGAUUAAAAAGAAAGAGAAAACUUAAUGUCUUUUUUAUUUACUAAGCAAUGCUUAUGUAAGUUUCUUUUAUGAAUGUUCAGUGGCAGUUAGAUCAAUAGAAAUAAAUAAUUAAAAUUAACGAAA
This is a messenger RNA of Parasteatoda tepidariorum (common house spider), 704 nucleotides long. The record is from RefSeq and is a predicted model, not a curated record. NCBI's taxonomy places the organism in Eukaryota, Metazoa, Arthropoda, Arachnida, Araneae, Theridiidae.